AUGGAAAUGGAUCAGGACGAUUAUUUGGGGUCUGUUGAUAAAAAAGAUGAAUUGACUACGCUUACUAUUUUUGGCACAAGGCCCGGGUCAAUGUCUGUUGCGAACGAACCGCCGACAGCAUUUCUACGUACAAUUGAAAAUGGUAAGAUAAUGCACUCAAAGACCUGCAGUUUUAUAAUAUACAGCAUCUCUUAUCCGAAUUUGACUACGAGUGCUUCCGAGAAGCUUUUCCAGCCUUUUCAGUUAUUCAAGGAUUGUUAUAAUAGAAACAAGCGGCGCCAAGAUGCACAAUAUCAAUUGGCGAAUUACUUCAGUUUAACCAGUUUGCAAAAAUCGUUUGAUGAUGGCGCUGAUAAUUCUUUUGAAGGAUCUACAAUGCUGUUGGAUAAUAGCAAUCAACACCAAAAACAACCUGAAUUGUGUAUAUUCCCCGAAGCCAUAUUGUUUGACAAGAGUACAGGUCACCUGAAAACAGUUCAACACAUCCAGGAGUACGAAAAUCGGUUUGAGACUGUUUUGAAAAAAUUCAAUGAGAAACGUAUUUCGCAUCUUUACAUCAAUUGGAUGAGGUUACUGGAGUCAUAUGUCGAGCUAGUAUUUCGCGAUUUGGCAGUAAAAUGGUGCCACUGGUUGCACUCAGUAAGAGCUGCCAGGCAUCGCCAAAGUAUACAAAUGACUUUGAGAACUCGCCUGCCUGAACUGUGCCGAAUAUUUUGGCAAAAAUAUUUCAUCUUUCAGAAUUCUAGCCGCCAGCCCAUUAACGAGUUCUCCUCUGAACUUUUGAGAAAAAUAUUGUUGAAAGCGCGGCAAAAAAAUGGCAAAUCAUAUUCCAAGAUAAGUUUUGGAUUAUGGCUUGACUCCAAGAACGGAAUCUUAAUAAUGGGUAAUGGUGUAUAUUUUGGCAAAGAGCCGUCAUUGAAAAACGUACAUGUGAUACCGACAGCUGGUAUAUGCUUGGAUCGGAUGAUGCCAAAAGAUGUCACAAGUAAGUUGCUAUUGUUUAUAAAUUUAGCCAUCAUUGAAUGUUUUUACAAUGAGGCGUGA
Zygotorulaspora mrakii is the source of this 1044-nucleotide messenger RNA. RefSeq names its product Ndj1p (gene NDJ1). The coding region runs from base 1 to 1044 and encodes 347 amino acids. NCBI's taxonomy places the organism in Eukaryota, Fungi, Ascomycota, Saccharomycetes, Saccharomycetales, Saccharomycetaceae. The record is from RefSeq and is a predicted model, not a curated record. The transcript has a single exon.